This is a messenger RNA of Echinostoma caproni, 663 nucleotides long. The record is from the annotation of a GenBank genome assembly. NCBI's taxonomy places the organism in Eukaryota, Metazoa, Platyhelminthes, Trematoda, Plagiorchiida, Echinostomatidae.
AUGAUCGAAUAUAGAUCAAAAGUGCCCACAACCUCGGCAGUUCCAUCGGAUUCUGAAGAAACAUCAUCUAUCACCGAAUGUCCUGGACGAUUUUCAACCUGGCGUUUACGAUGCGAUGCACGAAUCUCCAAAGAACGCCUACGACGUCAACUUCGUCGCAGUAAAACUCACGUAGAAGGCCAUGUUUGCUACCCUUGGCUCAGACGGUUAUUCUUCCACUUAUCUCAUUAUUUUCCAAACCUACAUACCACACGCAGCACAGCUCCGCGAACAAAGCUGCGGGGUGCAGCCAAUCCAGUUACUGCGACCAGCAGUGUCAUUCAGAGUACCACAACUUCCGCUAAAAGUCAGCCGCUGAACCCAAACGGUCGACGUGCAGAUUGUACAAUGCCUGUAAAACGUCCGAGUAUUGCACAUGUUCAGACAACCCGGCCAAGUGGUAAUCGCAGUCCUUACGAAGAACUCUCCCCGCAAAUAUCCCGUCACAGUGGAUAUGAGUCACGAAGGAAAAGUCUUUCACCAAAAUCACACGUGAAUGAAGAGAAAAUUCGUGUUACAUCGAAUCGCAAACGUCGACCACUGCAACGGCAAAAAAUCAGUGGUACCCUGGAUUUCGAUCAAUUUUUUGCGAAGUCAGAAGGUGUUUCACCAGAAAACAAGUAA